Molecule: messenger RNA, 1731 nt
Organism: Penicillium pulvis
Lineage: Eukaryota; Fungi; Ascomycota; Eurotiomycetes; Eurotiales; Aspergillaceae
Product: serine/threonine-protein kinase
Exons: 5
Coding region: 1-1731 (576 amino acids)
Biological process (GO): protein phosphorylation; regulation of mRNA processing; spliceosomal complex assembly
Molecular function (GO): ATP binding; protein kinase activity
Source: RefSeq, a predicted model, not a curated record
AUGGACGGUGUUGAUCUUACAAAGGCUGUUUUGAACAAGGGCAAACAAAUGGCUUCUGUUGCUGCCUCUGCUGCCAAUGGCAAUGGUGGCAAGAAGAGGAGAAAGGGGACUGAUCUCAAACCCAUCGUCACUAAUGAUGCAAAUCCCGCCGCUGAUGCCAGUGGCGCGGCGCCCGCAAACCCCAAAACCACCGCCGCUGCGUCGCGAUCACCAUCUCUCUCAUCCGGUGAUGAAGUCGAAACUACUGCUGAAGAAGAAGAUUCGGAAGACUACUGUAAGGGCGGUUAUCAUCCGGUGUCUGUCGGCGAAACAUACAACAAUGGGCGCUACGUGGUGGUGCGCAAAUUGGGUUGGGGUCACUUCUCGACUGUGUGGUUGUCAAAGGACACUACCACUGGCAAGCACGUUGCGCUGAAGGUUGUGCGCUCCGCUGCUCAUUAUACUGAGACCGCGAUCGACGAAAUCAAGCUCCUCAAUCGUAUCGUCCAAGCGAAACCCUCCCACCCUGGCCGCAAGCAUGUUGUGAGUCUGCUGGACUCUUUCGAACAUAAAGGACCCAAUGGUGUUCAUGUAUGUAUGGUUUUCGAGGUGUUGGGUGAGAACUUGCUGGGUCUGAUUAAGCGCUGGAACCACCGAGGUAUUCCCAUGCCUCUUGUGAAGCAGAUCACCAAGCAAGUGCUGCUCGGAUUGGAUUAUCUCCACCGGGAGUGCGGCAUCAUCCAUACCGAUCUGAAGCCAGAGAACGUGUUGAUUGAGAUUGGCGAUGUAGAGAAGAUCGUCGAGGCGCAUGUGGCGCAGGAAGAGGCCAAGAAAGAGAAUAAGGAAGAUAACCGCAACGGGCGCCGACGGAGGCGCACUUUGAUCACAGGCAGUCAACCCUUGCCUAGCCCGUUGAACACUAGCUUCAGCAGCUUCGACUUCAAGCACAGCUCUUCCAACUCACACAGUAGCCUCAGCCAGAUGGUGAAUGAGCCGACACCGGAGCACCCAUCUAUGAAGGAGGCGCUCGGCGUUAAGGAGGACGAUGAUAAGCAGAAGCAGCGAGAGAAGACAGCUGAUCUCCUGGAGAGAGAGGUGUCCGGUAUCUCCCUGGAUAAGAGCUCGUCAACCAAAUCACUUGAGGAGGAGAUCGAUGCCAGUAUUAUCUCGGUCAAGAUUGCCGAUCUGGGCAACGCGUGUUGGGUGGGCCACCACUUCACCAACGACAUUCAGACACGGCAAUACCGGUCUCCGGAGGUGAUCUUAGGCGCAAAGUGGGGCGCGAGUACUGAUGUGUGGAGUAUGGCAUGCAUGACCUUCGAACUUAUCACUGGUGACUACCUUUUCGACCCACAAUCUGGAACCAAGUACGGUAAAGACGACGACCACAUCGCUCAGAUUAUCGAAUUACUUGGUCCAUUCCCAAAGUCCAUGUGCUUAAACGGCAAAUGGUCCCAAGAUAUCUUCAACCGCAAGGGUGAGCUGCGCAAUAUCCACCGACUCCGCCACUGGGCCCUCCCCGAAGUGCUUCGCGAGAAGUACCACUAUACAGUAGAGGAGAGCAUGCGUACCAGUGAAUUCCUAUUACCGAUGCUGGAUCUUGUACCCGAGAAGCGCGCCAAUGCCGGUGGCAUGGCCUCACAUGAGUGGUUGCAGGAUACGCUCGGUAUGAAUGGGAUCGAUCUGGGCAUUGCACCAGGCACUCGGGGCGAAGGAAUUGAAGGCUGGGCAGUAGAAAUCAAACGGCGAUAA